UAACCACCUCCGUUUUCCAAUUCCGAAUGAUUACUUUCUAUUUAUGAAAGAGAGAUAAGACCGUUUUGGUUGAUCUUAUUCGAUCUGUCCUUGUUAGACUGAAUUAGUUUUGCUCAGUUCAUGGAGGUGGAAGACCUCCAUGCUCAGUUCAGUCAUGUCAGUGGUUGCGUUGCACAUGUGAAACUGAAUGUCUGUGCGUUCAGAUGGCAUGGUGGAAUAUUCCUCCAUGGGUCAACUUUCCACAAACAUAAAAAGACUAUCAAAAACAAAUUCUCCCGCAUACCCAGGACCCUUGUGGAAUGGAACCAUAUGCCAGCUGAAACAAGGGAAGUCACAGACAUCGAUACCUUUAGGCAAAACUUUCUACAGAUCUUUCAUUGCAGUUUGACCACUAAGCUUAUAGUUGUUGAUAUCUGAACUCUGUUCAUCUUUCAAGAUGCCCCACUUGAAGGAAAUAGACUCUAGCAUUCAGCUUGCAGCAAGUGUACCCAUCAGGCAUUUUAUGUCUAGGACUUUGUCAUUCUUCUUUGACAUGGCAUUCCGGUGCCGCUUCAAGCUCCCAUCUAUUGUGGCAUUUGUUCUGUUUGCCUUUGACAUCCAGCUGCAGCUUCAGAUCAACGUCAAUCACUGAUUGCCCGUGGCAGGAUAAAGACGAACCUUUUAAAGAUUGAAAUCAGUCAUAUUCGUGGGUGCCCAGAAAUGUGAUCUUGUUCGAUUGCAGAUUGAAAGGUCACUGCAUUGUUUUAACAAUGACUCGCAGUGUGAAGGAUUUACGGGAGUUAAUUUGUGUGUCACGGUUGACAAUGAGAGAUAGUGAUGAGGAGGAUGAUGACCUCUCUCGACCUCUCAGUUCGCUCAGCAUCUUUGGGGAGAAUUCUCCAUCCAGUAGUGUCACUCAGUUAGGAGAGAGUGUGAAUGAUUUAUCUGUGGCACCUAGACCGCCACUUGAGGGAAAGGCCCUUAAAUCCCGGUCGCAGCACCCUGCAGGUGCCCGUCCAAAACAAUCACCAGCUACCAAGCAUGUUGCAAAUGUCAACAAUAAUGCUAGCCUCGACUUCAAGAAAUUUAAGACGCCACUUCCACCGCUCGAGUCGAGACCCUCCUCGGGGAGCAGCGUUGAUAGCGAUCGGCCCGGAAGUGGGGAGGUCGGGGGUCAAGACAGCCAGCGGGGCGACUUUGAUGGCCUGCUGCAGUACAUUGACGGCGAAGUGAUCGUCGAUUGGUUGAGACGAGCCCAUGAGAUGGUUGACGAGCUCUCCUCCUGGUGUAACACCAGGGACAAUUUUGUCACCUUUGCCAACUUCCUGUUGAUGGACUUUGCUGAGGUUCAGCGGCUGGAACUCCUUAAGAUGGAAGUUGGUAUCCUGCACGAUGAACUCAGUCAGGUCUUUAACCAGGGAGUGUCGCAGGGCAAAGUCACGCUGACUGACUUGAGUAGGCUGGUUGCGGCAAUCCUUCGUGAAUACCCGCGGCGUCUAUGCGGGCCUAGAGGAACCCACGUCUUUCUCAGCAUCCUUGACACACUGUCCUCGGAACGGACUGCUGAAUACAAGACAUUGCUGACGGAUGUAAAAAUUUCAACUCGCAACCGAGAGUUCGCUCAGUCACUUCUGGCCAUCCGGGCAUUCUUCUUGCUCAGUGUGUGGAGUAAUGUUGUUAACUUCUAUAGGAGGUUCCAAAGUGAUGAUCCCUUACGUGAACCUUGUCUGUCAGGCGAUCCCGUCGUCAAGCCCCUGCCUGUUGUGAGCAUUGUGCAGCAACGGGCCUACCAAGCUGUGCAGUAUGGAUUUGUUAGCGUUCUCCAUUAUCUGGUCCGCAGCGGAAAGUUGGAUGUGGACUCGGUGAACAAAGAUGACCGUUCCCUUGUAUUUGAAGCUGUGAUGCACAACCAGCCCAAAGUCCUGCACUAUCUUCUUAGCAAGGCUCAGCCAGGCUUGGAUGUGAACCGUCCCUCCGACUCCGGCAACACGCCGCUCCAUGCCGCAGCUAACUGGGGGUACGCUGAAGUAGUUCACAUGCUGCUGGAUAAGGCUCGAGCCUCAGUGAAUGCUCCCAACCCCAAGUGUGAUGAUGCUACACCGCUACACCUUGCUGUCAUGCAAGGACAUACGGCGGUCUGUAAGCUCUUGCUGGAAGCAGGGGCCGACCCCAACGCGAGUAUGAAUGGCAUCAGCCCAGCCCAGCUGGCCCAAGAUAUGGGCCACGGAGACAUCCUGGUCUUGCUCAGGAAGAGACGGGGGACGUAUGAUUAUGAGGAGAUGGUAGAUGACGACAGCGAGGGACUGAUGGAGUCUUGACUUGGCUGUCAUUCGGAUUCCAGCAAAAAUGGCAUCAAAAGCCGCAGCUGGAUGAUGAAUAAGUUUUGGCAGUGUUGCAAGAAGUGUUUUUGCAUCGAAUGGUCGAACCCUUACGUGAGGGACCUUUGAGAUCAUAUCAGCAGUUCUCAUGCUGCAAAAUAAUGCUCUUGCAGCAUGUACAAACUGAAUGACACAGGACAGAUGUGAUUGAUCGUUCACUUGGCGUGCACUGAGCCAGUAAAUAUGGAAUUACAUGUACAUACAGGUCUCUUGCUCGGCAUGAGAAAAUGUCUGCUUGAGAAAAUCUUGCAGGGGAAAACACAGGCACACACCUUCAGUCAAUAAUGAAUUUCACACUUUUGCCUCUCCUCUGUGCACCAAGACCAAAUGAACAUGAAUUAAGAUGUGUCUUUGGGGAUACAUACAUUUAUAUGCCCGAGAUAUUAGCUAGGCUGCGUAAAAGAUCAUGGUGUAUGGAACAUACGUUAGCUUGGCAAAACUUUGGCAAAAACCACGAUCUUAAAAUGACAUUUUAGGCAGGAAAUGUAAGCACACUUCACAUGGACCUUAGUGUCUCCUGUGUUCUUCAAAGGCUAAAAAAGUACCCUUUUAUUCAUACAUGUAGUGUUGUACAGAGCAGAGUGUAAAAUGUUGGUCUAAAUGUACGCGUACCUGCAUUUUUGCCAAGUUAGCCAUUGCUUCAUGUCGCUCUUGAGAGGUUGUCAUCAUGUACUCAGACAGACACAGGUACAUUCAAAAUUCAUGUUGGCUUAAAUCUUCAAUUUAUUCACUGCAGCCUUGAUGUUCACAUCAAAAGUUACUUAAGUGUAUGUUAUUUCAGAUGCUUUUGCAUCGUAGGGCAAUUUGGUUGUCAUUAACAAGCAAGAACAUCUGAGUAUGCAGUGUACAAGAUAAGGAAUCUUAGAUCGUUGCCUCUAUAUGCAUUAUUUCAACCCUGACUUACACAUACAUGUAUGUACAUGUAAGAGUGAUUGGUGCACUUAUCUUUAAUAUUUUGGAAUUUUGCAAAAAUAUGACACAUGACGAACUUAAACUUAAAUGUGUGCAAUGUUAAUGAUUUUCCUUCUCUGAUUCUUUUAUCUUAUCAAGCUCGUCUUGAAUUUCAGAUUGUCAUAACUCCCAGAGGAGAUACAUUUGCUUGCAGUACACCGAAUAUGUAUCCGUAGUACAGUGAUCUACAAAUCUAUGAAGUACUAAUAAUAAUUAGAUAAAAAAAAUCUGACAUGUCUUUAUAAAGAUGUGCAUGUAUUUGUGACAUGGACUGAUCCAGAAUCCAAA
Molecule: messenger RNA, 3596 nt
Organism: Acanthaster planci (crown-of-thorns starfish)
Lineage: Eukaryota; Metazoa; Echinodermata; Asteroidea; Valvatida; Acanthasteridae
Molecular function (GO): protein binding
Source: RefSeq, a predicted model, not a curated record